CAAAAGUAAGAAGAAGAAAAAUAUAUUAGAAAAGGAAGUGUCCUGACUUUACGGAUAAUAUUUCUCUUUUCCAGAUACGUAUGUGACUAGUUUGGGCGCCGACCUUCUUAAAUCUGAGCAGACUGAGAACCAACUAUUUUCUUGAAAGCAGCGAUAGCGUGAUUUUACUGAUUCUAGCGCCUGACCGGACUCUCGCUAUAAAACGGCAGAACUACCAAAUCAGCCUCGUAUUAUUUGCCUUUCAAAACGCGUUAUAACGGGACGUUACGUUUUAAAGGCCUUAUUUCCUGAGUUAAUUUAACCGUUACCGUGUAGCUGCUUUAAUUUAACCGUAAAACCACAGUAUUUUAUUCUAGCAGCUAACCGCACGCGCCGUACAAUAAUAUAGCCGAUAAAUGUCUCGAUGACAACGAGUGUAUUGUAGUAUUGAGAGCGUCAACCGCAAGCUACCGUGACACAUCUGAGUCUGGUAGCAUGUUCACUCGAUGCUGAAGGAGAUGUUUAUACAGCACAACCUGCUGACGGAUAUUAGGUAGCUCACAACUGGAUGACGACGCAUCGAGGUCCGGUAUGAAACACGACACAUCUGCGCUUCAGUAAUCGUGACUGGAGGCUCAUGAGAGCCUUCAUUAUGUACCAUUGCUGUGUCACCGUCCUGUCGAUCAUCCUCACCUCUCGAGACUGAUAUUCUUUGGCUUUUUAAAAACACUCGUGAUCCACCAAGUGUUGCGCAAUGGCGGGUGUCGGGGUCAGCGUGCAGCCGCGGGGUCACAUGCCGUCUGCAUCCUCCAACUCCUCGCCCACUGAUCCUGAUACCCGGGGCUGCUCAAACGGGGCCUUCAUGGACUCCUUUGGCAUCUUCCUGCAGGGCCUGCUGGGAGUGGUGGCCUUCAGCACCCUUAUGUUGAAACGCUUCAGGGAGCCCAAGCACGAACGGAGACCCUGGAGAAUCUGGUUUCUGGACACCUCCAAACAGGCCAUAGGGAUGCUGUUCAUUCACUUUGCCAAUGUCUACCUGUCUGACCUCACAAAGGAGGACCCAUGUUCACUAUACCUGAUCAACUUCCUUUUGGAUGCGACACUGGGCAUGCUGGUGAUCUAUGGCGGCGUGAAGGCUGUUAGUGCUGUGGUUGAAUGGAGACAGUGGGAUUCGCUGCGUUUUGGAGAGUAUGGUGAGCCGGUUCAGUGCAGUGCCUGGGUGGGUCAAUGUGCUCUUUACAUCCUGAUCGUAAUAUUUGAGAAGGUCAUGAUCAUGUUGGUCCUCCUUCUCCCACAGUGGAAGAAGCUGGCUACACUCAACCCUAUAACAAACCCUCAUCUGGAGCUAGCUAUCGUCAUGCUAAUCGUCCCGUUUUUCGUGAACGCUCUGAUGUUCUGGGUGGUAGAUAACUUCCUAAUGAAGAAGGGCAGAACAAAAGCCAAAUUGGAGGAGAGGGUAGCAGAAAAUGACCCUCGUGGCAGCAGCAAAGUGCGAUAUAGACGGGCAUUGUCACACGAUGACUCUGAAUCAGAAGGAUGAAUUGAAACCAGGCCCUCUGGUCAGGCCUGCUGAAUGAACAAGGUUACUGAUAAAGAUUUCGUCUAGAUGGAAAUAUAACCGCCUUUCCCUCUUGGGGUAUGAUUCUGACUAUUAUUACAGAGCAAUCUUGGUUACAGUUGGAAAAUGAAACCAAUUGGAUGUGGAGAGGGGUGUUAAGUACUAAACAAUAUUAGAUGAUUAGGAAUUACUGACAAUUUGUGAACUUAUGUAUGCUUUUUUCAAUAAACUGUAUAAAAAUG
Messenger RNA from Carassius carassius (crucian carp), 1779 nucleotides. Its product is annotated as store-operated calcium entry regulator STIMATE-like. Gene Ontology annotation, molecular function: calcium channel regulator activity. Lineage: Eukaryota; Metazoa; Chordata; Actinopteri; Cypriniformes; Cyprinidae. Gene Ontology annotation, biological process: activation of store-operated calcium channel activity. The transcript is spliced from 8 exons. Gene Ontology annotation, cellular component: cortical endoplasmic reticulum; membrane. The record is from RefSeq and is a predicted model, not a curated record. The coding region runs from base 734 to 1519 and encodes 261 amino acids.